AUGGCCAAUGCCGAUCUCCUGGGGCGUUUCGCUGGGUCGUUCGCGGCUCAGCGACCAUCCCGAGCGACGAAUUUAGAGUUCGCCAGUCUCGUUAACGCUGUCCUCGCCUCCCCCUCCCUCCUCUUCUUCCUCCUCCUCGCCUCCCCCUCCCUCCUCUUCUUCCUCCUCCUCGCCUCCCGCUUCCCCUUUCUCCUCCUCCCCUUCUUCCUCCGCCUCUCCUGCCUCUUACUCCCCUUUUUCCUCGGGGCUUCCGCGUUUCUUUUCCGCAAAUCUGCCCCCGACAAUGGUGAGGAGUUUUAUAUCGAGGACACGGAUCUUUCUCUAAGAUCGCCUAACGGCAGUGCUGUGAGAUUGGUGGGCUCCGAGGCGUCUCAUAUGACUCGAUCGCUGCGCCUUCGACCCGGUGACCUAGCCGAGCUGUUUGAUGGCCAGGGAUCCAUCGUGACCGUCCGAUUGGAGUCGAUCGACCGCCAGCAGGGCCUUGUUCUCGUCGCCAUGGAAGCUGCCCGGAAGGUUCCUUUCUCCGGUCCCCAGUGGACGGUGGUGGCAGCUUGUGGCAUGCUGAAGGGCGGCCGCUCCGAUUGGCUGAUCGAGAAAUGCACGGAGCUAGGAGCAGUGGGGUUCAUUCCGCUGGUCACAGAACGGUCAGGGGGGAAGGGUGAAGGGCGGGUGGACAGAUGGGAGCGAGUGGCGCUGGCUGCUGCUAAGCAGAUGCAUCAUAGUCUACUCCCCUCUCUCUCGUCCGCCCCUCCUCCUCCUCUCUCCCUUCCACCCCUCGCCUCUCUUCCGCCCACUCCUCUCUCUUUCUUCCUUCAGCCCCUUGUCUCAUUCCCUUCCACCCCUCGCCUCUCUUCCGCCCACCCCUCUCUCUUUCUUCCUUCAGCCCCUUGUCUCAUUCCCUUCCACCCCUCGCCUCUCUUCCGCCCACUCCUCUCUCUUUCUUCCUUCAGCCCCUUGUCUCAUUCCCUUCCGCCCCUCAUCUCUCUCCUGUCCGCCCUUCAGGUCAGUCCAUCCAUCGACCCUCAUCCACGAUUUCACCUCGCUCAACGACCUAACCAAGCAGGUAUGUGGUGUGCGGAUGCGCGCCUGUGA
Molecule: messenger RNA, 1092 nt
Organism: Closterium sp. Yama58-4
Lineage: Eukaryota; Viridiplantae; Streptophyta; Zygnematophyceae; Desmidiales; Closteriaceae
Source: the annotation of a GenBank genome assembly